AACAGACGAAAACAAAACAAACACCACAACACUUAACCAAAUUUCUCCUCAAAAAUGUUCGGGUGAAAAUCAAGCAGCAUUACAACCUGAGCUGGAGUUGUGCACUUUACGCCUCUAAUAUUUGUCGGUUCCCUCAAUGUCCACAAUUAUAUAUAAUGAUUAAUUUCAAUAUCAACUUCAAUGACUACAAGACCAUUUCCUCAUUGGGGCAGUGCUUUGAAGGUAGGGCUACAGUGAAUUUGGCAAAACAUCACCCUUCAAACUCCCUGGUAGCCCUGAAGAAGUUCAACAUGGAUAAACUGAAGGAAGACAGCUCCUUGGUAGAUCUUGAAAUCAUCAUAACGAAACAGCUACAACACCCGCACAUACUGCCCUACUUAGCAACAUUUGUCCAUGGUCCUGAGGUGUGCGUUGUGAGCCCCUUAAUGGCUUACGGCUCCUGCAGGGACUUAUUGAACAAUCACUUCAAUGAAGGUCUGCCAGAGCAAGCGAUUGUGAUUGUUCUCAGAGACUUAUUAGACGCAUUAAGUUACGUUCACCGAAAAGGAUACAUUCACAGGGCAAUUCGAGCUAGUCACAUAUUGGUCUCAUCUGCAGGCAGGGCUUGUCUAACGGGCUUCAGGUAUGCCUGCCCCAUUGUGAUAAAUGGGCGGUGGCAGAAAACAAUCCACUCAUUUCCCUCCAGUACAAAGGCCAACCUCAAUUGGUUGAGCCCAGAACUAUUAGAGCAAAACCUCAUAGGAUAUAACGAGAAGUCAGAUAUUUAUAGCGUUGGAAUGGUGAUAUGUGAGUUGGGAAACGGGUCCGAGCCAUUUGCUGGCAUGUCUUCAACGUUAAUGUUGACGGAAAAAGUCAGAGGUUGUACACCACAGCUGCUGGAUUGCUCAACAAUUCCUCGAGACCUGAACGGCGACUGCAGCAGCGGUAAUUCAGCUGGUCAUCAACGUUUGCCUGUUCAAACCCAUUUUUUUCCAGGAGAUUGUGAUAUAAGCCCAAAGAUAAUUCAUAGGAGAUUUAGCGAAGAUUCACAUCAAGUAACAGCACUGUGCUUAAAUCGGGAGCCGUAUGAUCGGCCAUCCGCGGUUCAGUUGCUCACACAUCCAAUUUUCAAAACUAUCCGAAAAUCCCUGCCUUUAACCGAUUUACUUAAGCCAGCGUUGCCUUUGAGUGAUAGAGUAGCCCUUAAUAGUGAUGACUUGGAGGAUAUGGAUAGCUUGAACAAUUUUUCAAACUUGGACAUUUUUUCAUGUGAAUGGGACUUCUAGAAUGAAAUUUAUUUUCGCAUUAACACUGACAUUUUCGGUUAACAAAUAAAUAGUAUUUAAUGUCUAACAACACCACAUAGAACAUGGCAAGAUUGUAUUAUACAAAGGAAACUAAAACGUUUAGCAUUUAGGACAGAAGUAAUACUGUAAAUUGUAUAUAGCCGGUGUUUGUUAUGUCGAUGCAUUUCCUUAAUUAUUCCGAAGUGGCGUAAGGCGGGUUACGUAAUGUUAAAAAAAUUGGAGAGCAUUUCGGCAAGAUCCUAUAACAAACACCCUGUACAUGUGAGAAAAUGCGCACAUUAUCGAGAUUGUCAAUAAUAGAACACCUACAAAACGUUCACGUUAAUCAUACAACUUAAUUCUAUCAUAACUAUUUGUAUAGCCAUAACAUCAUGUAUAAAGGAAUGUUCGCAAGAACAAACUGACCGUGAUUUCUAAAAAAUAGGUUUAACUGGUUUCACCAGUAAAUAAACGGGACUUUAUCGUUUAAA
Molecule: messenger RNA, 1756 nt
Organism: Dendroctonus ponderosae (mountain pine beetle)
Lineage: Eukaryota; Metazoa; Arthropoda; Insecta; Coleoptera; Curculionidae
Gene: Stlk
Product: STE20-related kinase adapter protein alpha
Exons: 6
Coding region: 156-1265 (369 amino acids)
Biological process (GO): protein phosphorylation
Molecular function (GO): ATP binding; protein kinase activity; protein serine/threonine kinase activator activity
Source: RefSeq, a predicted model, not a curated record